Messenger RNA from Symbiodinium sp. CCMP2592, 438 nucleotides. The record is from the annotation of a GenBank genome assembly. Lineage: Eukaryota; Dinophyceae; Suessiales; Symbiodiniaceae.
AUGCCUGGCACAAUCCAUGACCCGAUCGGCGGCCAGUCCCGGGCUACUAUUGCGGCUAAGCAGGCCAAACCGAUGGAGGAAUUUGCUGAGCGCACCAAGCGGGAGGCCGAGGAGCGCAAGAAGCAACGGACAGCAGAGGGUGGCCGCGGUGGAGGCUACAAUGACCGACAGGAAGUCGAGCGCCGACAGCCUCCACGCGAGGAUGACUGUGCAUAUGAUGACUUCGGGCGCAAGAAGAAUGAUAAGUCACAGCUAUCCAAGGCUGACAGAGCUGCAGCAGCUCUGAAGCGACUGCAGGCCAAGCCUUCAGAGACAGGCCCAAGUCGAAAAGAAUCACGCAGCCGAAGUCGGAGCCCAGUGCCAGAGGCCCGCAGGGCCCGGGAUCCAAAGCCUCCACACGCAGGCUUCAGGCCGCGUGGUGCCAACCACCGCUUCUAA